Molecule: messenger RNA, 435 nt
Organism: Brassica napus (rape)
Lineage: Eukaryota; Viridiplantae; Streptophyta; Magnoliopsida; Brassicales; Brassicaceae
Exons: 1
Coding region: 1-435 (144 amino acids)
Source: RefSeq, a predicted model, not a curated record
AUGUCAGACCUCGAGAUGCUUACAUACUAUCUUGGUAUAGAAGUAACGCAAGGAGCUGAUGGCAUUCACAUCAAACAAGAAGGAUACGCGCAAGGUAUACUUGUCAAGACGAAGAUGGAGUCAUGUAACUAUACUCACGUUCUGAUGCACAUGAGUUUGAAAGUAUCAAAGGCAGAGGAGGAGCCUGAGAUUGAUGCAACAUCGUAUCGAAGCACCAUAGGAUGCUUAAGAGAGAGUCAUAGAGAAGCAGUGAAGCAUCUAUACUCACGUUCUGAUGCAACAUCGUAUCGAAGAAAUGCGAUGCACCUAUUAACGGUCUAUGGAAGUUCAUCGGAGUUCAGAAGAUCAACAUACUCGAGAUUCGAGUUGGAAUUAAGGGGGAGAAUGUUGGAUAAUUCCAAUUCACUUAAGGAGCAAGUUAACUCAUUAAAGUGA